Molecule: messenger RNA, 9783 nt
Organism: Spea bombifrons (plains spadefoot toad)
Lineage: Eukaryota; Metazoa; Chordata; Amphibia; Anura; Pelobatidae
Gene: CREBBP
Product: CREB binding protein
Exons: 32
Coding region: 698-8116 (2472 amino acids)
Biological process (GO): positive regulation of transcription by RNA polymerase II
Cellular component (GO): transcription regulator complex; histone acetyltransferase complex; nucleus
Molecular function (GO): histone acetyltransferase activity; chromatin DNA binding; protein binding
Source: RefSeq, a predicted model, not a curated record
UGGGGUGGAUUUCUUUCCUCUCCCCUUUGCGGGUUUGCGUGUAAUUUUGGGGGUCCUACACCAGGUGGCAUCCUUCACCGGCAGCGCAUCUAUAGCCGGGACUGGCAUUGAGAUCUCUCGUUGGGGGGAGCUGUUGGUGGAUUGUUAUAUUAUUUUUUUUUGGGGGGGGGUUGUCCCCAAAUAGGAUUUUUUUCUGCUAUUGUUGCAUUUUUUUGAAGUGUUCACUUUUUUUGGUGUGGAUUUUCUUCUCUCUGUGGCUCUUCACUGAUUUGUUGGGGGCACCACCAAUCACCAUAGGUUACAGGGGUGCUCAUUUUAAUAUUUUUGGGGGGUUCACUUUCUUUGGCUCGUGGGGGGGAUUAAGUGCAGGUAUUGUAGUGGGAGGGGGGGUAUUUGUAAUUUUUUUUGCCCCCUCCCCUUUUCCAGCAGAGGAGUUUGAGGUUUAGGGGGGCUCUGAUUUCGGGGUCCCCCUAGGUUAGAGAUGCGGGACUCGGGGGGGCAUUGAGACUUAUUUUUCUGGUGCGGAAGGAAGGGACGCAGCUCCUCGUAGAGGUGGUAAGGCUCGGGGCGGCUUGCAGGGCCGGGGGUAUCCUUCCUCCUCCCCUGCUUCUCUCUUCUCUUCUUCUCGCUGCUGCUCCUCCUCCGGGGAGGGAGCCUUGUCUGUCUUCGGUGACCGAAAUCAAAGAAGGGCUAGAAGAUGGCCGAGAACCUGCUGGACGGGCCGCCCAACCGGAAGAGACCCAAACUCAGCUCGCCUGGAUUCUCAGCCAGCGGUGACAGCGCAGAUUUUGGAUCAUUCUUUGACUUGGAGAAUGAUCUCCCUGAUGAAUUAAUCCCUAAUGGGCAAGAUUUGAACCUCUUGGGCACAGGUGGGGGCCUGGGGCAGGAUGCCGUUUCCCAAAACAAGCAGCUGACCGACCUCCUGCGCGGCGGAAGCGGCGGACUGGGUUCUGCUAUGGGCAGAAACUCGGGCAGCCCUGUGCAGCAGAGCAUGGGAGCCCAGGGUCAGCAGAACAGCCCCGGCCUUGGCAACCUGGGUGGCUUAAACAAGAGUCCCCUUAACCAGGGGAUGUCUGCCAACCAAGCUUCUGGACUGAAUAAGCAGGGACCCGGUGCGCCCGGCCAGUCUGUUCCGACCUCGCAAGCACAAAAGCAAGUGGGGAUGGUGGCGGGCAGUCCGGCGGGCCAGCAGGGCCCCGGCGGCAUCUGUAUGAACUCCAACUUCAACCAAGGGCAUCAGGCAAUGCUAAACAGCAAUUCUGGGCACGCGCUAAUGAGCCAGCAGCAGCAAGCUCCCGGGCAGGUGUUGAACGGCUCGCUUGGAUCCGGCAGCAGAGGUCGGGGAGCAGGGAUGCAGUACUCGUCGCCCGGCAUGCAAAGCAAUCCGGGAAGCGUCCUCGCCGAAACCUUGACCCAAGGAACGGCAACUAUGACGGCUCAUGGAGGAAUGACCAGUGCUCAAGGAGGACCCAUGGCUAAAAUGGGGCUCCAGGGUAGUAACAGCCCUUUUGGACAAAGCUUCAACCAAACUGCAGGGCAGCAAAUCCGGGCCCAGGCAGUCAACCCUCAGCUCUCCGCUAAGCCUGGCAUGGCGAACAACCUUCCCCCUUUCCCUUCUGAUAUGAAAGGCUCGCCAGUUGCCAAUGUACCCAACAUGUCUCCUUUGCAGGCUCAAGUGCAGCAGGUUGGCAUCGGUACAACACCUUCCAUGGGCACCGGCCCUACAGCUGACCCCGAGAAGCGCAAGCUCAUCCAGCAACAGCUCGUCCUGCUGCUUCAUGCCCACAAGUGUCAGCGAAGGGAACAGACCAAUGGGGAAAUGCGGGACUGUGCGUUACCGCACUGUCGCACAAUGAAGAACGUGCUGAAUCACAUGACCCACUGCCAAGCAGGGAAGGCCUGCCAGGUUGCACAUUGUGCAUCCUCACGACAAAUCAUCUCCCACUGGAAAAACUGCACACGGCACGACUGUCCUGUGUGUCUGCCUUUGAAAAAUGCAAGCGACAAAAGGAACCAGCAACCUCUCCUGGGCUCGCCGUCCGGUGGGGUACAGAACACCAUGGGAGCAGUUGGAGGUAACCAGCAGACCACUCCUUCUCUGAGCAGCCCUACUCCUAUCGACCCCAGCUCCAUGCAGAGGGCAUAUGCUGCUCUGGGACUUCCUUACGGCAAUCAGUCUCAGGGCCCUGGACAGCAGUCGGCUCAGUCUCAGGUUCAUCAGCAGAUCCGCAACAUCAACCCGCAAGGAGGAAAUCAGAUAAACCUCUCUGCAGGUGGAAUGUCGGCUGAACAACAAGCACACCUGAUCUCCGAAGCUACUCUACCCGCGUCACUGGCAAACGCAAAUCAAUUGCUGAAUGAUGGCAACAGUCCUGGCACAGUUGGCAACAUGGGCACUAUGCCAACAGCGGCACCCCCUUCCACUACAGGAGUAAGGAAAGCCUGGCACGAGCAUGUGACGCAGGACCUCCGCAACCAUCUUGUUCACAAGCUAGUUCAGGCAAUCUUUCCCACUCCUGACCCUGCUGCCCUGAAGGACCGACGCAUGGAAAACUUGGUGGCUUACGCCCGGAAAGUUGAAGGCGAUAUGUAUGAAUCGGCCAACAGCAGGGAUGAAUAUUACCAUUUACUGGCUGAGAAAAUCUACAAAAUCCAAAAGGAGCUGGAAGAGAAACGAAGGUCUCGCCUGCAGAAACAAGGGAUCCUUGGUAAUCAGGCAGCCUUGCAGACGCCUGGCGCGCAACCCCCGUCGCUUCCACAAACCGCGGCUGCAUUGGGCCAACCUCAGCCCGUCCGACCAGCCAAUGGUCCUCUUCCUAUGCCUUCUGUUCCUAAUAUGAAUCGAAUGCAGGUGACAUCAGGUGGCGGAGUAUUAAAUAGAGAUCCGCAAUUUGCUAACGAGCAUGCAUUUCUCUCUUCUCAAUUCUGCGGUGGGUCUCCAGGAAUGAACCAGUUUGCCAACAUGCCCAUCGGGAAUAUGCCUUCUGCGCCAUUGGGACCUCGAGCAGCAUCUCCGCUCAACCACCCCACGCAGAUGAACAACAUGGGCUCAGUGCCAGCUGUGGCAAUGUCUCCUUCUCGCAUGCCCCAGCCACAAAAUAUGAUGGGACCACAUGGGAAUAAUCUUAUGAGUUCAGCUCAGACGCAGAACCAGUUCAUGCAACAGAACCAGUUCCCUCAAAACACUGGGCCACUAGGGGUUACGAUGGGGCAGACUGGAGCAGCCAAUGCAGUUUCACAGCAGGGACAAGCUCCUACUCCAUCUCUCCCAAUCAGCAACUCCAUGAAUAUGAUGGGCCAGCAGACUAAUCAGCUUCAACGCCCUGCUCUUUCGCAGUCUCCCCACCAUCAGACUCCGCCAUCGGUCAACGCAUCGGCUGCUGGAAUGCCACCCAUCCAGCACCCGCCGCCCACUGGCAUGACACCACCCCAGCCUGCAGCUCCUACUCAGCCAUCCACUCCGCUGCCCCCUGCUGGGCAAACGCCAGCCCCCACGCCAGGCUCUGUCCCAAAUUCCAUGCAGACGCAGAGCACCCCAACGGUUCAGGCGGCGGCUCAGGCUCAGCUCACUCCACAGCCACCUACUCCUGUACCCAGUCAGUCUGUGCCUACCCCGCAACCUGCUCAGCUGCAGCCAACGUCCGUUCAUGCCCCGGCUCCCGGCACUCCGCUAUCCCAGUCAGCUGCAAGUGUCGAUAACCGUGUGCCCACACCAGCCUCUGUAGCCAGCGCAGAUAACCAGGCAGCCCCUGAUCAUCCCAUGAUGGAGGUCAAACAAGAGGUAAAGGCAGAAGAGACAGAACCUUGCGAGAAUCCAGUGGAACCCAAGACUGAGGUGGAAGAGGAAUUGCCCUCACAAGUGAAGGAAGCUCCAUGUGAAGGUCCGGAGGUAAAGUCCGAGCCCAUGGAGGUAGAUGAAAAGAAACCGGAGGUGAAGGUGGAGGCCAAAGAGGAGGAGGAGAAUGCAGGCAGCAACUCAACUUCUCAGUCCACGUCCCCAUCGCAGCCACGGAAGAAGAUAUUUAAGCCAGAAGAGCUGCGUCAGGCCCUGAUGCCUACUCUUGAAGCUCUAUAUCGGCAAGAUCCAGAGUCCUUACCGUUUCGCCAGCCCGUGGAUCCUCAGUUGCUGGGGAUUCCUGAUUACUUUGAUAUAGUGAAAAACCCAAUGGAUUUGUCCACGAUCAAGCGGAAGCUGGACACCGGCCAGUAUCAGGAACCUUGGCAGUAUGUUGAUGACGUGUGGUUGAUGUUCAACAACGCAUGGCUCUACAACCGGAAGACAUCCCGGGUCUACAAAUACUGUACUAAGCUUGCCGAGGUCUUUGAGCAGGAGAUUGAUCCGGUCAUGCAGUCCCUGGGCUACUGUUGCGGGCGCAAGUUUGAGUUCUCCCCUCAGACGUUGUGCUGUUACGGAAAGCAGCUGUGCACGAUUCCCCGCGAUGCUGCCUACUAUAGCUACCAGAACAGGUAUCACUUUUGUGAGAAGUGCUUCACAGAGAUUCAAGGGGAGAACGUGACCCUAGGAGACGAUCCUUCCCAGCCUCAAACACUGAUGGACGAGAAAGAUGGGAGGAGAGACUUUCAGCUGAACAAAAUGACCAUCUCCAAGGACCAGUUUGAGAAGAAGAAAAAUGACAUGCUGGAUCCAGAACCGUUUGUCGACUGCAAAGAGUGCGGAAGAAAGAUGCACCAGAUCUGUGUCCUGCAUUAUGAUAUCAUUUGGCCGUCUGGAUUUGUCUGUGACAACUGCUUGAAGAAAACGGGCCGAACGCGCAAAGAGAACAAGUUCUGCGCGAAGAGACUACAGACCACCCGGUUAGGAAACCACCUGGAAGAUCGCGUGAAUAAGUUCCUGCGGCGGCAGAACCAUCCUGAAGCAGGCGAGGUUUCUGUCAGGGUGGUGGCCAGUUCUGACAAGAUAGUAGAAGUUAAACCUGGCAUGAAAUCCAGGUUUGUGGAUACGGGGGAAAUGCCAGAAUCUUUCCCCUACCGCACCAAGGCCCUCUUCGCCUUCGAGGAAAUUGAUGGCGUGGACGUGUGUUUUUUCGGCAUGCACGUGCAGGAAUAUGGCUCUGACUGUCCUCUUCCCAAUACCAGACGUGUGUACAUCUCCUACCUGGACAGCAUUCACUUCUUCCGGCCGCGGAGCCUACGUACGGCUGUCUACCAUGAAAUACUCAUAGGAUACUUGGAAUACGUCAAGAAACUUGGCUAUGUCACUGGGCACAUCUGGGCCUGUCCCCCAAGCGAGGGCGACGAUUAUAUCUUCCACUGCCACCCCGCCGACCAGAAAAUUCCAAAACCCAAGCGCCUGCAGGAGUGGUACAAAAAGAUGUUGGAUAAGGCCUUUGCCGAGCGCAUCAUACACGAUUACAAGGAUGUAUUUAAGCAGGCGACUGAGGACCGUUUGACCAGUGCCAAGGAGCUUCCAUACUUUGAAGGCGACUUCUGGCCCAAUGUCCUGGAGGAGAGCAUUAAAGAACUGGAGCAGGAGGAGGAAGAAAGGAAGAAGGAGGAGAGCACGGCGGCGUGUGAAACCACAGAGGGCUGCCAGGGAGAUAGCAAGAACGCCAAGAAGAAAAACAACAAGAAGACCAAUAAGAAUAAAAGCAGCAUGAGCCGGGCCAACAAGAAGAAAACCAGCAUGCCCAACGUGUGCAACGAUCUGAGCCAAAAGCUUUAUGCCACUAUGGAGAAACACAAAGAGGUGUUUUUUGUGAUCCACCUGUAUGCCGGACCAGUGAUCAACUCUCUGCCACCCAUUGUGGAUCCGGAUCCUAUGCUGAGCUGUGAUCUCAUGGAUGGCCGGGAUGCCUUCUUGACGCUUGCGCGUGACAAGCACUGGGAGUUCUCAUCGCUGCGACGAUCCAAGUGGUCCACGCUGUGCAUGCUGGUGGAGCUGCAUACACAGGGCCAGGACCGCUUUGUCUACACUUGCAAUGAAUGCAAGCACCAUGUGGAGACGCGCUGGCACUGCACAGUAUGCGAGGAUUACGAUCUGUGUGUCAGCUGCUAUAAUACAAAGAGCCACGAGCACAAGAUGGUUAAGUGGGGUCUCGGCUUGGAUGACGAGAGCAACAGUCAGGGCGAGGCACAGUCCAAGAGUCCACAGGAGUCUCGACGGCUCAGCAUCCAGCGCUGCAUCCAGUCUCUGGUGCAUGCCUGCCAGUGUCGCAACGCCAACUGUUCUCUGCCUUCGUGCCAGAAGAUGAAGAGGGUUGUGCAGCACACAAAGGGCUGCAAACGCAAGACCAAUGGCGGUUGCCCUGUCUGCAAGCAGCUGAUUGCGCUCUGCUGCUACCAUGCAAAGCACUGCCAGGAGAACAAAUGCCCAGUGCCCUUCUGUCUCAACAUCAAGCAAAAGCUACGGCAGCAACAGAUCCAACACCGGCUGCAGCAGGCUCAGCUCAUGAGGCGGCGCAUGGCCACGAUGAACACGCGUACCGUUCCGCAGCAGUCUCUACCUUCCCCUACCUCAGCAACACCUGGGACGCCUACGCAGCAACCCAGCACACCGCAGACUCCCCAGCCUGCUCCACAGCCUUCCCCAGUAAAUAUUGCGUCGCCGGGUUUCCCCAAUGUGGCCAGGAAUCAGCCCCCCAACGUGACCUCGCAAGGAAAGCCAGCAAACCCAGUGCCCGCGGUGCCACCUUCUCAGCCCACCGUGCAACCGCCGCCAGCUGCUGUGGCAGCUGCUCGUCAAAUAGAACUGGAGGCCCAGCAACAACAGCAGCUGUACCGGGUCAACAGUAUUACAGAGGGCAUGCUUAACCCCUCCGGGGUCUCCGUGAAUACCAUGCAGCAGGUGGGAAUGAAUGUGCCACGUCCCGGUCCUAUUGGUCCUCCGCAGAUGAUGCAAGGAAUGCAGCCAGGCCAGUGGCAAGCGCCCCAGCUGCCCCAGCAACCUCCCAUUCAGCAGGUCAUCCAGCGGCCAGUGAUGCCAAUGGUUGGUGGCCAGCAGACCGUUCCAGGAUCUCGCAUGCAAGGAAUCCCUCAGCAGCAGGCACGCAACAUAUCACCAAAUGCCUUGCAAGACCUACUUCGCACCCUCAAGUCGCCGAGCUCACCGCAACAGCAGCAGCAGGUGCUCAACAUCCUGAAAUCCAACCCUCAGCUGAUGGCCGCUUUUAUCAAACAAAGAACUGCCAAGUAUGUGGCCAGCCAGCCUGGCAUGCAGCCCCAGCAGCCACCACAGCAGCAGCCCCAGCAGCAAGUGAUGCAUCCGCAACCUGGCCUGCAGAACAUGAGUGCCAUGCAGGUGGGCGUACAGAGGGCCAAUGUCCCUCAGCAGCAGCCUGGCAUGAACCCUCAGAACCAGGGCUUAAGUCUGAUGAACCAAGGUCACAAUCCUAACCUGGCUAACAUCAACCCACAAUAUCGGGAAAUGCUGCGCCGGCAGAUGAUACAACAGCAGCAGCAGCAGCAACAGCAACAACAACAGCAGCAGCAGCAGCAACAGAAUGCAGCAGGAAUGGCAGGAGGGAUGCCAGGACACGGCCAGUUUCAGCAGCCGCAAGGAGGCUACCAGCAGCAGCAAGCCUUGCAACAGCAGCGCAUGCAGCAGCAUCUCUCCAUCCAAGGUGGCGCCAUGGGACAGAUCCAGCAGAUGUCCCAGCCCGGCCUAAGCACAGAUGGAGCACCGCCGAUCAUCCAGCAAGCGCUACAACAGCGGCUACAGCAGCAGCUCAAGCAGCAAAUUGCCUCUUCGGGGCAGCAGAACGCCAUGAGCCCUCAGCAGCAUCUCAUGGCAGGCCAGCCCCCUUCCACUCACCUUCCCCCGGGCCAGCAAAUCGCAACCUCCCUUAGCAAUCAGGUGCGCUCGCCCGCCCCCGUCCAGUCACCCCGUCCCCAGUCACAACCUCCACAUUCCAGCCCUUCGCCCCGUAUACAACCGCAACCUUCUCCGCACCACGUCUCACCCCAGACUGGCUCUCCCCACCCGGGCCUUGCCGCCUCCAUGGGCGGCUCCAUGGACCAGGGUCACAUGGGGAACCCCGAGCAGAACGCCAUGCUUCCGCAGCUCAACCCCCCAAACCGUGGCGCUCUCACAAACGACUUGUCCCUGGUCGGAGACCCUUCGGGGGACACCCUGGAAAAAUUUGUCGAGGGAUUGUAGCAUCCACACAACGGCAGUGAACUGGAGGACUGCACUGGUGGGGGGCUGAGGUUUCUAUAAACCCCUGCAUAGCUCUCCAUUUUUCUUUUUGUUAUAUAUAAAUAUAAAUAUAUAAAUAUCUAUUCCCCCCUGGUCGUCACACCCUCAAUGGACUUUAUUUUAAAAAAAAAGAGAAACAAAUGCCUACUCAUUGCUGGUCUGCUCAAUAGGGACACAGGGCCCCAGUCUGGACUGAGGCCGCAGCCCUUCCCCCGGCCCGACUCAGAUUAACCCGUGUGCUGCCGGAGAGGUUGGCAGAGCGCUGCUGAGCAUCGCCUUCGCCUUUCUCAAGCAAAACGUCAGUGGCUGCUUUUGACUUUUAAGACACAACUGGGGAAAAAAGAAAAAAAAAAAAGAGUUGUGUUAUUUUGGGGGAGGGGGGGAUUUCUAAGCUGACCAGACAGCCAAAUUACAGACAAGCCCCCCUCUUCCUCGUCCCUUUAUGGAUUUUCACUUCUGUAUGACUUAAUGAGACGCGGUAGGUUCCGGCAUCGUAACGAGGGUUUAUAUACCUGCUCCUCUCCUGUCCUCACACUGUGGGUAAAGAAGCCCCUUCUCUGCCGGACGAGGCCGGAAAAAAGCGCCUCUCGACAGACAAGGGGCCGAAUCUAAUUACGCUAAUAUACGUGUAACUUGUUUUCUUUCAUUUUAGAGGACUGUCUUAUUGGAUAUAUUUUUUUUUUCCCUGCAGCUACAGAGCCUAAAACAAAUUGGGAGAGCGAGAGCGGGCGAGAGGGUGGGCACGGGGGGGGGGGCAGCUGUCUCUUUACCACUUGUAACUACAUUUGGUCACUUCAAAAGCAGGAGAGGCUUUUCCAUGGGACACUUUGUAAAAGAAGGGAUUGCUGUAAAGAAUAUUGUUUUUUUUUUUUGUCAUACUUGUGGUUUAUUUUUUUUCUUCUUCUUCUCACCCUCCCUAAUCCCAGACUACAGAAUGCUCUUCCACCAUAUCUUCCCCGCAGAAGAUUUCUCUCUCUCUGCAUUUAAGUCUUCUGAAAACGAGCCAGAGCGAAAAUGGUGAAAUCAGAUUUCAAGCAUCCCACCGAAAAAUGUUGUGUUUUUUUUUUUUUAAUUUUAUUUUUUAUUUUAUUUACUUUUUUUUCUACGGAUGGGGGCAUGAAAUUGGAAAAAAAAAAACCAAUAAAUAAAUAAAAUGGCUCCUGCUAACUUUUUUUGGGAUGGUGUAAAACAAAAAAAAGGAAGGAAAAACCUUUAAAAUUUAAUUACAUGCAAUCAAAAUGUAAAUCAUGCAGGUUCUACCGGUAUAAAUAAACGGAGCGGGGGGGGGGGACGGAAUCAUUGUACAGAAUGGUAGAUUGCGUGACGAUACUUGGGAGCAUUUCUUAAACCUAUGACAUUGUUAACUCCCUCUCUGUCGGGACGGGUCGUCGGCGGUCCCCCCCCGGCAGAGGAGGAGUGGAAAUACUGUCUGACAGCAGCUAUUUUCUUGCUGAGUAAAGUGUACAUGGUAUUAAAACUUCAGUGUUCUGGGUUUUUUUCAUUUUUUUUUUUUUCUUUUUUUGUUAUGAAAAUGCUGUUUUCAACAUUGUACGCUGGACUAUGCAUGUUUUUUUUUUAAUUGUAUAUAAAGUAUUGCUUUAAAUUGAUAUAAAUUACUGAAAUUUUUA